GGUGAACCCAUGACUAUGGGAAGAAAUAACCUAACAAGACCCUCUGAAUUCAUCCUCCUUGGACUCUCCUCUCGACCUGAGGAUCAGAAGCCACUCUUUGCUGUGUUUCUCACCAUCUACCUUACCACAGUGAUAGGAAACCUGCUCAUCAUCAUGGAUCGCUCAGACACUCAUCUCCAGACACCCAUGUACUUCUUUCUAAGCAUCCUGUCUUUUGUUGACAUUUGUUAUGUGACAGUCAUUAUCCCUAAGAUGCUGGCGAACUUCUUAUCAGAGACAAAGACCAUCUCUUAUGGUGAGUGUCUGACCAAGAUGUACUUUUUCAUAGCCUUUGGAAACACAGACAGUUACCUGCUAGCAGCCAUGGCCAUGGACCGCUACGUGGCCAUAUGUAAUCCCUUCCACUACAUCACCGUUAUGAGUCACAGAUGCUGUGUCUUGCUUCUGAUUCUCUCCUUCUGCAUUCCACAUUUACACUCCCUCCUGCAUAUUCUUCUGACUAAUCAACUCAUCUUCUGUGCUUCCAACGUCAUCCAUCACUUUUUCUGUGAUGAUCAACCAGUGCUAAAAUUGUCCUGUUCCUCCCAUUUUGUCAAAGAAAUCACGGUAAUGACAGAAGGCUUGGCGGUCAUAAUGACCCCCUUUUCAUGCAUCAUCAUCUCUUACUUAAGAAUCCUCAUCACUGUUCUAAAGAUUCCUUCCACAGCUGGAAAGCAUAAAGCAUUUUCUACCUGUGGCUCUCAUCACACAGUGGUGAUCCUGUUUUAUGGAAGCAUUAGCUAUGUCUAUUUUCAGACCCUGUCCAACUAUACUGUCAAGGAUCGAAUAGCAACAAUUAUCUACACCAUAUUGACUCCAAUGCUAAAUCCAUUUAUCUAUAGUCUGAGGAACAAAGACAUGAAGCAGGGUUUGACAAAGCUGAUGCACAGGUUGAAGCGUCAAUAA
Molecule: messenger RNA, 945 nt
Organism: Saimiri boliviensis boliviensis (Bolivian squirrel monkey)
Lineage: Eukaryota; Metazoa; Chordata; Mammalia; Primates; Cebidae
Source: RefSeq, a predicted model, not a curated record